Molecule: messenger RNA, 2841 nt
Organism: Aspergillus affinis
Lineage: Eukaryota; Fungi; Ascomycota; Eurotiomycetes; Eurotiales; Aspergillaceae
Exons: 3
Coding region: 1-2841 (946 amino acids)
Source: RefSeq, a predicted model, not a curated record
AUGGUCAAAGCCAAAUGGAUACUUGCCUUUUGGACAGUGUUGUGCGCCCUCAACCUUCCUGCUCCACCCCUACGAAUGAGAUUGCUUUCUCGACGCUCGACCUGUGCUCGCACGGGCGGAUCCUUAGACCCCGAUCAGUCCCUCGACAACCUGUCUGAACACAUCGUUAAAAGGAGCUCGGGUGCCCAAUUCCAAUCCGUGCGAGCUCGAUUGUUUUUCUUUCCCGAAUUUUUGCAGACGCCAACUUCCUCCAACCCAUCCUUCCUCUGCCUUCACCUCUCGAGACGUCAAUUCGAAAACGUCACCCUCCCCGUCUCGCCGACGUCCCUUCACCGCAAAUUAGGGGAGGCCGAGAAUUCCGACAGUCGACCGCCAAUUGAUCCUGUAACAUACGGGGUUUACACUGUGGGGAGGCAAGACUCAUUUUCGGGGUUCAGGGUGCAAGAGCUUUCUGAAACCACGGAACCCCGGACCCUGGCGGCAUUUAGAGCAGAGGACCCGGAAGAAAAGAAAGAUAACCCGCCAAUCGUCGCAACAAUCGAGGCAUCCGGAUUCUUGCCAAUUCCAAUGAUGCCUGCACAAAAUAUCAACAUGCCUUUGAGAACGUCGAGUGCGCAUGGUGCGGAAGGUGGAAUGCACUUCGCAAAUGCCAGUCAGGAGGAUUUGCGGCGUGAAAAAGCAUCGAAGGCUCAAAAGAUUCUGGGGACGGCCGACCGUUCCUUCCACCAAGAUCACCAGAAAUGGGAAGAGAAGAAGAAAGGGCACCGACCUAGCUUCAUGAAGUCUUCGGAAGCCAAAUCGAAAAAAAGUGGCAGCUUUGUUCCUUUCCCAGCAUCGGUCUCCGAAAACACACUCCCACCUUCGCACCUUCGGGUGCGAGCAUCGUCUCCCCUGUUGGGCCAAGAGUACCGCUCGCAAGAUGAGCCACCACCAUCGCUGCCCAAGCCGUCAAAGAAAAUCCAUCACUCCGGCUCUGCAUCUGCCUUGUAUUCUUAUUUCACCUCUCGAGAUUCCUCCGCCGACCAAAACACGGAUGGUGGAAAUUCCAUGAAGGAGUUCAGUUUUCCCGGAACUGGGAACUCGGACUCGCAGCAUAAUAACGGUAACGGCGCAGGGCUCAAGCAGCCGGCAGGGUUCAUGAAAGAAUCGAAACGGAAAAUGCGCCCGCCUAGAAUCGAUCUUUCGCUCCUGUUCCCUAAGCCGCGGGCCACUGCUGCACCUCUUCUUUCACCCCAGCGCAUGGUCAAUUCCCCUUCUGCCAUCUCAAUGGCCUCGGAAUACUCGGCCCCCAACCCAAAGAAGCCAGAUAACCAUGCGUUCGGCAAGAAACUCACAAAGACACCGCCUCCUUCGAGGCGUUCGGGUCGGAGACCCAGUGGCCUUGAAUCGAUCAGCGAUGCCGGCGAAUCUACGACUUCGCAUGAGACUCCCACAUCUAACUGGACGGAUCCCUCGCUCGAACGAGCCGUGGGCACCAGUGAAAUAGAUUUGGCAUUGGAGAAAUACAGUGGCUUUCAACAACCUUCGCGACCUGCUCCAUGGACCAGAUCGGACCGAACACGCUCGCGAAAUUUGAGUCGAGAUCAGCUGCAUAGUAACGAUGCGCAACCCUCUAGCGGCUCCUUGCGAAAGGUUUCAUCCAACGCAUCUACGGGGGGAUGGAGUAAAGAGACGUAUCUCUCGCCGAAAACCUGUGCCCACCCUAGACCCAGCCGCGUCACUCGACCGAACGACAUGUCGGAGAAAUUUCCCAUCCCAGAGAACAAGCCGAUGUCAAAGAAAAGCAGCAAAAACACUUUGAAGAACUCCGACCUCAACAACCUCAGCAUUCUAUGUCUUUCGUCGUCGGAAGAUGAGGAUGAGGAUGAGGAGGAACUGGCCGGAAUUCAAUUGACUGGGCAGAAGGGCGCGCGAGAUAGCGUGACCACGUACGGCGACUCCGACGCCGAAAUCUGUACCGCAUCUGCUGCGCACACCACAAAAGGCACCUUAAGGCGAGUUGAAGGGACGAUCCCGACCAGCAGUCGUGGGUCGCGCUCUCUUCAGCGCCAGUCCUCCGUCCGUCGCAAUCCGUCCAUGUCCUCGGCCGGGCGGUCAUCCGUUGAGACCCGCAAGAGUCAAUCUCGUCGAUCCAGCGGGAUUCCCACCAUCUCCGAGCCCGAAUUCUUCCACAGCGAUCCGAUUUUCAGCCAGAAGCGAAACACCAGUCUUUCUCGCAAAGAACUUGAUCGACGAAGCCGGAUCAUGACCGUGACCAGACAGGAGGAAACCCUCCUGGAAGCAAUGAGACAACGCCAGGGGAAGAUUACACCCAGUCUGUUUCAGGAGGCUCGAUUCAAUGGGCAGGAACCCGAUCGAAACUCUAUGCUGUCGGUUGCCCCUUCGCGGGAUUCAUUUUACGGAUCUGGCAUGUCCUUCUUACGACUGAGCCCCAGCUUCCCGCCUAAUCAGGCGCGACCCGACCAAGCUGCCAGCAAUUUUGACAAAGAUAGCAAUGGCGCGCCUUCUGAUGCCGACCAAAAGACCAUCUACUCGGGCGUUUCUCCUCGAGCGAGCUUGGUGUAUUCGGAGAGUCUACCGUCCCCCGCCACGAGUGCCGCUUCUCCCAUGACGCCGACUCUCCCUAUCCAUCGAUUUUCUCCGCUUCCAUCGCAAAAACCACCUCCACGCGGUCCCCCUCCCCCCGUUCCCCAGAGCCAAAGGCGACACUCGCGGCGACGCACCGAUAGCAGCGAGGCAAUUGUCUUGGACGAGCCGAAUAACUCCAAGGAGAAAACCGAAUACCCUCUCUGGGCCGUGGGAUGGAAUAACGAAGGUGCCAGCCUGACGGCCGUGCAUUAA